GCGACCGAUUCCAACGCGCGCGCCGACUUACGCUCGUUUCUGGUUCCAAUUGCUCAAGACUUUCAUUUUUUAAAGAUUCGCGAUCGCUCGGCUCAAAAUGCCUACCGAUGAGCACCACGAGGAGUCGGCUGAGCCGACAGGCGACGUCGAGAUGACUGAGACCCAGAACACUCAGGAUGGCGAGGAGCAGGAGAACCCCAACGGGAGCGAGCUUCCUUUCGCCGAGGCCGAAAUCACAGAGCCUAGAGUCACAUUUGCCAACUAUCUUAUGAGCCCGAUCGCUACCCUGCUCAUUGGAUCAGGCGAUCAGUCAAUUCUCACGGCGCAUCAAGGCCUCUUGGCCCAGAGCCCUUACUUUAAGGAGAUUUGCGACAGAUUUGCCGAGGAUGGCAGCCCGCGUCAGAUCGAGCUCCCAGACUACGACAUCGACACCGUCGGAAGCUUCCUCGAAUUCCUCUACACUGGCGAAUACUUCCCCAAGAAGCUCCCCGGCCAGCGCGUCCUCGAGUCGGACCCCUCGAUCCCCUCGGUGGACAACAGCGGCGACCAGCUCCUCAAGCACGCCCGCAUCUACACACUCGCCGAGAAGUUUGGCGUCUCGGGCCUCAAGACCCUCGCGAGCUCCAAGAUCCACUGCGUCAACUCGACUGCCAAGGGCGAGAUCGCCUACGCCCGCUACGUCUAUGCCUACACCGGUACCGACGAUACUACAGUUCGCGCACCCAUCGCGAGCUUCUGGGCUACCCGCUCCCACACCCUGCGCGCCGAGGCCGAGGACGAGUUCAAGGCUCUGUGCUUGGAGCACCCCCAGUUCGGAUACGAUGUUCUCACUCGCGUCUUGGACGACAAGCUCAAGAGAGAGCGCAACGACAAGAUGCACCCUGCCACAAGCAGCGGCCGGAAACGCGCGAGACACAGCAGCGGCGGCUCACGCGCCGAAUAACCACAGACGCGUUGAGAGGGUGGAACUGGCCGGGAUUAGGCCACUGGCGCAUUUCCUGCUUUGUAUGAUUGAUUUUCUGGGAUAUUCGUUUCACCUACCGGGCGCAAUGCUGUACUAUAAUUCGGGAUUUACAUCGGCUGCCAGAUGCGGUCGCUUCAAGAUACGGAUGUCAUGG
Fusarium vanettenii 77-13-4 is the source of this 1118-nucleotide messenger RNA. RefSeq lists its product as uncharacterized. Lineage: Eukaryota; Fungi; Ascomycota; Sordariomycetes; Hypocreales; Nectriaceae. Bases 98 to 943 code for a protein of 281 amino acids. Gene Ontology annotation, molecular function: protein binding. The transcript is spliced from 3 exons. The record is from RefSeq and is a predicted model, not a curated record.